AUGGACAAAUUCCAAGCUUUUGGGAAGAACAUUUCUUCCACCAUCAACCCAUGGACAGCUCGAACACAGCAAUAUUUCAAGGAACAGAUUGGUACAGCCGACGAGAAGACUGAGCUCCCGUCCGACUACAUCGAGCUCGAAAAGCGUGUCGAUGCACUGAAACAAGUGCACCAGAAGCUGCUCUCCGUGACUUCUCAAUACUCUAAUGAGGCCUACGACUAUCCCCCUAACAUCCGCGAAUCCUUCACCGAUCUCUCCCGCACCAUCUCCGACAAGGUCAACCUCCUAUCUCACGCCACUUCUCCCGCAGAAGCUCAAGCAGCCUUGACGGCUCCGCCAUCCGCAAAACCGCAGCCCAAGACAUUCCCACACGCUAUCGCCCGCGCUGCACUAGGUGGCAGCCAGCUGCUCAACGCGCAUCCCGCAGCCAACGCCUCCGGUGAAGAUCCUCUAGCCACCGCCCUCGAGAAAUAUGCGCUAGCGUCCGAAAAAGUCGGCGAGGCGCGACUGGCACAGGAUGCGCAGAUCCAGAAACAGUUCUUGGCGGGGUGGAGCACGACCUUGAAUACAAACCUCAUGUUCGCGACACGGGCGAGACGGAGUGUGGAGAACGCGAGGUUGGGUCUUGAUGCGCAGAAGAGUAAGACGAGGACGAAGAGUCAAGUGGGCAUGAGUGGGGAGGUAGAGGAUCUGCCUGUUAGCGAGGAUGUGAGGGCCGAGGUCGAGAAGAAGGAGGAUGAAUUUGUGGGUGUCACAGAAGAGGCGGUGGGUGUAAUGAAAAAUGUACUUGAUACGCCCGAGCCGUUGCGGAAUUUGGCGGAUCUCAUUGCUGCGCAGCUUGAGUACCACAAGAAGGCUUACGAGGUCUUGAGUGAACUGGCUCCUAUUGUGGAUGGUUUGCAGGUUGAGCAGGAGGCGAGCUAUCGAAAGAAUCGUGAGGGUGCUUGA
Molecule: messenger RNA, 948 nt
Organism: Bacidia gigantensis
Lineage: Eukaryota; Fungi; Ascomycota; Lecanoromycetes; Lecanorales; Ramalinaceae
Exons: 5
Coding region: 1-948 (315 amino acids)
Source: RefSeq, a predicted model, not a curated record